AUGCUUCCCAUACGUCGACCGAUAGGUGUUCAAUUAGGUCUUGGUAUAGAAGGUCCUGCCGUAUAUUCUGGUACUAAUGAGGCUGGGAAAUGGAUCACUGGUGUUAAUGAAAAGCUUUCUGAACGUUCACUUCAUAUGAAGAUGAUUUCUCUGGGUCCCCUGCUCGAUAAAAGAGGAAACUCUCCAGGGAUUAAAGAUAAUGGUAAUAACAGCCAUAAUGACGAUGAGUUUGUAAGUGAUUCUGAUGAUAGUGACAGUAGCCGAUCUGGUUUUGAAGAUGAGGAAGAAUUUGAACACUGGAAGAGUAUUCUGGUUAGUAAGAUGAAUUGGGAUAAUUUAUCUCCAGUGAUUCCUGAAAAUUUACAAAUUUUUUCAAAAGUUGAUAUGGAUCAUAAUAACUUCUACGAUAUAAAUGAAUCUGCCUCACUUGUACACAGGGAUUUUAUACCAGGCCAUGUCCUGGAGACAUCAGGGACCCAAAACGGUGAUUUGGGUUCUUUUCUGAGUAGACAUCGCAAGAAAAUUAGUACUCAUACUUUUGAUCCCACAAUUAGUGGAUUACUACACGUUAUUAAAAUUCAAACUGUAUCUGAUCUAAGAAACGGGAAAGACCCUCAUAACUUCGUUGUUUGCGUAUCAGGAAAUUCACGGUCAAGACUAGUCUUGGGGGUUAUGGACGAUGAUUAUGUACCUUUGUCUGAACCGGAUACUGCUAUGGAAACAAAAGCAAGAACUUGGUUUAUCAAGACAUCAAAAAACAUAGUUAAUAUUCCUUAUCAAACUCAGAUCAAGAAAAUAGUAUUCCCAAAGUUAUCAGAUAUGUUUGAUAGGACACCAGAUAUGUUUGCUGUCAUCACUGACACUUUCAUUCAAAUAAUUAAAAUAACAAAUAUAAAUUCGACUUCAGGAAAUAUCACAUAUUCUUUAUCUGAAAAAUUGAAAUUCAAUGAAUUUAGUGAUUUCCCAUUCUCUGAUAUGGCAUUUAACCCAUGGGAUAUGAAUGAAAUUGCAGUUGUUGAUAUUAUGGGAAAUUGGUCGAUAGGAAAAAUUAAGAAGAGUUUAAAUAAUUCAUGGAAAAUUUCCUUAGUUAACGAUAUGUCUGGUUCAAUAUUUGAUGAGGAAGAGUUAUCAAAUUGGAAAAAAAUAUCAUGGUCAUCAAGUUAUACAAGACUUGUAAUCAUGAGUAGAUCACAAAUGAUAGAACUGGAUUUUAUGCAAAACUGGCAAAUUACAAUUGUAGAGGCCAAGAGUUGGUCGACAUUAAGAGACUAUAAAAGGGUAGACGACAAGAUGAGUGUACUCCUAACUUCUAAAGAGAUAAUCUUCCUUGAUACAAAUAGUAAAAAUGAUCAGAUUACAAGAAAAUUAUCCUGGAAGCAUGAUAUAUCCCUAGACAAUACUAUUAAAUUUUCAUUUCAUUUAAUAAAAGGUGAAGAAGAAACUGAGAUUAUAAUUUUUAUUUAUUCCAAAAAGCAUCCUCUAUUAUACGUUCACGUAUUUUCGAUCAAUGUAGAGGGACUACUACAAGCUAGCAAAAAUUCAAGAGUUAUUACACUUCCUGGUGUGUCAAAUGGUAUUGGAGACGUUACAUUCAUAGAUUCACCAAACUUAGAAUCAGAUCAGAUUUAUAGUACCGAUACUGAGAAUAGUUCAUGGAACACUUCUUGGAUCAAUGUUUAUGUAAAAGAGAAUAAGACUUCAGUGGUUCACAGAUUUAUACUGUCCAGAAGUAGAUCCCAUGAACUGAAUGGGAAUAAUAAUCAAUCAGAGACGACAAAGAUUCUAAACGAUGAGAUAGAAGGCGAAAUAAAUCAGCAUACUAUUCCUGUUUCAGUUGAAGUAUAUUUACACAAAAUAUUUGAAAACUUAUUUGAUUUUGAUUCAAAGAUCGAUGAUUCACAAAAUAUUUAUGAUCUAUUCCAAUCGUUUGGUUAUAAAAUCUCGAAUGAACUAAAUGGAUUUAUUGACAAAUUAGAUGAUAGAACUGACCAUCGUAUGGUAAGGAAAUUUUUAAAAGAGUUUGGUGAAUUCCCAAACUUUCGUGAAAAUAUUGCUGAAUUUGAGUCCUUCAUCAAACAACUUAUGGAACAUUAUGAAGGAGAAGAUAUUAUAUUCACAGAUUUGAAGCAUAUGUAUAAAUCAUUACUACAUGAAGAUAUUGAUGGAUUAGAGUUACUAUUCAACAAAUUGUUACAAUGUUGGGAAAUGAUCACAGAUCAUUCUGAGGUCUUGACAACAAAAGUUAUUAUGAGCAUAAUUUGGACCAUUAUAUCAUUUUGCAAACGUUCGCAUUUUACUGAAUUAGAUGAAGAACUAACAAACAGGCUGAAAGAACCUUACAAAGAAAUCAUCGAUACUUGGGACAUGGAUGAAUCUGAACUAGAUGAAGAAUUGGAAAAAGCAGACUUAGUUAAUAAUCAAUUUUUCAGUCAACCACAAUUUAGCUUAAAUACAGAAACCCAAAUUCCUACAAUUAGGUCAUCUCAAGUUUCAAGAAAUGUUAAUAGAGGAACAUCCGCAACUACAAAUAGAGUCUCAAAGAUAUCAAGAUCAAGAAUUGGAACCCAGAAUAGAUUGGAAAGGCCAGUAUCUUCGUUUUUAUCAUCUCAACCUUCUACUUUACCUGACACUAUGACCCCAGCAUUUACGUUGAUGCAAUCAAACGUACCUACAUUAUCUCAAUCACAAGGCACCCAACUCUCUCAACGUUCCAAGAAGAAGAAGAAGAGGGUUGGAGGGUUUGGUUGA
Messenger RNA from Vanderwaltozyma polyspora DSM 70294, 2748 nucleotides. It is a transcript of the gene RRN6, whose product is annotated as Rrn6p. Gene Ontology annotation, biological process: nucleolar large rRNA transcription by RNA polymerase I. Bases 1 to 2748 code for a protein of 915 amino acids. Gene Ontology annotation, cellular component: RNA polymerase I core factor complex. Lineage: Eukaryota; Fungi; Ascomycota; Saccharomycetes; Saccharomycetales; Saccharomycetaceae. The record is from RefSeq and is a predicted model, not a curated record. The transcript has a single exon. Gene Ontology annotation, molecular function: RNA polymerase I general transcription initiation factor binding; RNA polymerase I transcription regulatory region sequence-specific DNA binding.